ACAUUUUUAUUGUCGUGAAUGAUGUACACAAAUAAGUGACGUUACAUAAUGUUUGAGGAGAUAGUAAUUGACAACUGAAGAAUGUGUACAGGAUACAUCAUGAAGACGAUUUUUAUUGUGUGUGUAAUUAUAUUAUUUCCGUCCCCGUGUCGCUCCAAAUCUAAAGAGGAAUGGAAAUCAAGGAUAAUUUACCAGAUAUUAACUGAUAGGUUUGCAGCGGAAGAUGAACCACAUUCGUGUACCGAUCUUCGAAGUUAUUGUGGAGGGACAUUCCGAGGGAUAGUGGAAAAAAUUAAACUACAUAUCCGGACUUGGUGCCAACGCAAUAUGGAUAUCUCCUAUUGUUGUCAAUACACCGAAGGGUUACCAUGGUUACUGGGCUAAGGAUAUAUACAAUUUCAACGAACAUUUUGGAACAGAGGAAGAUUUUAAAUAUCUGUUGUCUGAAUGCCAUAAAAGAGAUAUAUGGGUUAUGGUUGAUGUGGUGGCUAACCACAUGGGAUAUACAGGUGGUUGUUGCUGGAACGUUGAUUGUGACAAACAACAGCUUGUCAAUUUUACAGGGUUUAAUCCAUUUAAUAAAUCUGAGGAUUAUCACAGUCUCUGUGAAAUAAUGAACUGGAAAAAUCAAACUGAGGUUGAAUUAUGUCGUCUUGCCAAGCUUCCUGACCUAAAUCAGUCAGAUCAGUAUGUCAGAUCUACCUUGCUUAAUUGGAUAAGCGAGUUAACAAAGAAAUAUGGAAUCGAUGGUUACAGAAUAGACACAGUCACAGAGGUGGCAAAAGACUUCUGGUCAGAAUUCCAGGUCGCUGCAGACGCUUUCUGCCUGGGAGAGGCAAGCAGUGAUAAUAUAACGUACACAGCUGAGUACCAAGGCCCGUUAAAUGCUGUUCUCAACUUCCCACUUUACUAUACGAUGAAGAGAGUGUUUACAGAGAACCAGUCAAUGAAAACUCUACAAACUACAUUAGACCAAGAGAAAAUGAAAUUCGAAGAUAUAACAGUUCUUGGAAAUUUUUUAGAUAACCAUGACUUUCAAAGAUUUCUCAGUAUAUCACCAAAUAUAACGUUGUUAAUGAAUAACCUGGCAUAUGUCUUAUUAUCACAGGGUAUUCCUAUAAUUUAUUAUGGUACAGAGCAAGUUUUCAAUGGUGGAAACGAUCCAGAAAACCGAGAAGCUUUAUGGCCACAUUACAACCAAAAGUCACGGUUAUAUAAGUUUAUUUCGCAACUGUCACUCCUUAGAAGAAGAUCUGAUUUGGAUUUUUCCUCAGACCAACAAACAGAGGUGUAUGCAGCUGAUGAUUACUUUGUAUUCUCUCGUGGUGAUAAACACCAGAUUUUAAUAUUUAUUUCAAAUAAAAUCUCCGAUGGAAAUCUGACAAAGAAGUUCCCAGUAAAUGUAUAUAAGGAUGGGACAGUCCUUGUAAACAUUGAAAAUGACAACGACUCUGUUGAAGUAACACACAGUAUGAUUGAGAUAGAGUUGUAUAAGAAUAUGCCAAAGGUUUACAGAUUACAAACAGAUACCAACAGCAGUGAUCCAGUUCGUAUAUCCAUUAUUAUGACAAUGUUGUCGUCUUUGGUAACAAUUGGUAUCUAUUGGGUAGCAUCAUAGUAAGAUACCAACCACAGUGUUCCAGUUCGUGUAUCCAUUAUUAUGACAAAAUUGUCAUCUUUGGUAACAUUUGGUAUCUUUUGGAUAGCACCAUAGUAAAUUUGUCUUUUUUGUAAAAUUCUAUAUUUAUAAUGAUUAUGCAGACGUCCUGAUAUAGAUCUAUGUAAUUGUCUUCUCUGCUAUUUCUAUGUCAUAAUUAUAACAAUAAGUACCAUACAGAGUGCAUAAUAAAUCUUUUUGUGAUAAUUAUAUUGUUUCUAUCAAAUAAAGCAGGGUACAUAUUUUAAUAUUAAUUCUGAUGUGUUCGUCAAUUUAAAGCAUUGUGAGUAUUUUUUAUGUAUUCUAUCGUGUCCGUGAAAUAAAGCAUUUUAUACUGCAACAAGUUGUGUUUAUUUCCUAAAUAUAGUAACAAAGCUCUAUUUUGUAAAAUUUCAAUUUCAUCAUGGAACUCUUUUUUCAUAAUCAGGGGUUCAUUUAGGGAUGAAAAUAAGUAUGAAAUUUGUGUUACAAUUUAAAUAGCUAUCAAUGUAUUCAUUUAAGUUGCAGUAUAAAAACAACAUAAUUUAGGUCAAUGUCAGAAAAUAUAAACUUUUUUGUAUUCGGCACAAAACUGGGGAAGGGCAACCGAGCCCUUCCUAGUUUCUCAGCCUCAUACAAAAAGUUUAUAUUUUUCUGACAUUGACCUAAUAUUGUAUAUGUGAAUAUUUUUCAUGUCCGUAAAAUAAAUCACAAUUAAACUUU
Mytilus californianus (California mussel) is the source of this 2359-nucleotide messenger RNA. RefSeq lists its product as uncharacterized. Bases 473 to 1618 code for a protein of 381 amino acids. Lineage: Eukaryota; Metazoa; Mollusca; Bivalvia; Mytilida; Mytilidae. Gene Ontology annotation, molecular function: alpha-amylase activity; calcium ion binding. The transcript is spliced from 12 exons. The record is from RefSeq and is a predicted model, not a curated record. Gene Ontology annotation, biological process: carbohydrate metabolic process.